AUGCCAUCGCAAAGGAAAAAAUUAAUGUUUAUGGCAGCAUUUUCUGUCAGUCUGGGAACUUCCAUUUUGAUAUCUGCAAUAAUGGCAACAGACUCAUGGGUCGACGCUGUCGUAGACUGCCAAAAUAAAAGUGGUGACACCUUUGGACAAAUGAGACUUAAAUAUGGACUGUUUGAUGGUUUACGUACCAAGCUGGUUGUCCGAUCCUUAUUGAUGAUGGACUAUCAAAGAGGAGAUCAUAAAAUGAUACAGAAGGAGGUUUUGGAAUAUCUUGAAAAUGCGGGAACUGCGAGAGUUAUCCACAUCCUAGUUAUACUGUUCCUUGUUUUUGGACUGUUGUUUUCACUGCUAAGUGCUGUGGUGACCUUUUACAACAGUAUCAGUAAUCCAUAUGAGAACAUCUGCGGACCUCUCAGUAUUUAUGCAUGCAGCUCCAUUAGCUGUGUUUCAGCAUUUUUGGCAAUGGUUCUGUUUGCAGCAAAUACAGCAGCGAACAAUUUAUCCACAAUACUGGUGAGGAAUUCCAUUAAAGAGAGCUUGGUUACGUUCAAGCAUAAGACUAAUAGUUAUGAGUACUCGUUUUGGCUUAUCUUGCUCUCGCUGGCACUUUGUGUUACCACAAUUGGAAUUACCUAUGCAUAUCAACAUGCAAAUUAUAGUACAGGAAGAGAACAAGAAAGACCAACUGAAAAUGCACCCAUUGAUGUUCUCAUGUACUAG
Messenger RNA from Pristis pectinata (smalltooth sawfish), 720 nucleotides. RefSeq names its product clarin-3. Bases 1 to 720 code for a protein of 239 amino acids. NCBI's taxonomy places the organism in Eukaryota, Metazoa, Chordata, Chondrichthyes, Rhinopristiformes, Pristidae. The transcript has 4 exons. The record is from RefSeq and is a predicted model, not a curated record.